Molecule: messenger RNA, 2496 nt
Organism: Penicillium diatomitis
Lineage: Eukaryota; Fungi; Ascomycota; Eurotiomycetes; Eurotiales; Aspergillaceae
Exons: 5
Coding region: 1-2496 (831 amino acids)
Source: RefSeq, a predicted model, not a curated record
AUGGACUUUUGGUCUCGUUUGAUUGGCGGUUCUCGUGCGGUGUCCAAACCAUCGCGGGCCACGUCGCCUACGGAGCGUUUGACAGCAUUUAAACGCUCCUGCAACGCCCUUCAGCAAAUAUGGCGCGCCACCAACACCCCUUCCGCCGAGCAAUCCACUACCCAUGCGCGAACGUAUCUGGACCGACUCAACGCCAUCCUAAGCGAUGAGUCUCGUGGUCCAGCACCGCACCCUUGCGUGGCAUAUGCGGCAUCCUCACAGAUUUUCGUGACCGUGACAAAAUUGGCCCUAUCAUACUACGACGAAGUGGUUCUACGCUCCGCGACCGUCUUCUUCAACACCCUCAUCGACGCAGAAGUGGACGGAGUCGUCGACAAUCGUCUCUUUGCACGUGCACUGGUCGAUCUCGUCCGCCGGGCAGACAAGGCAUCUACCGAGGUGGAGGGUCGCCUGGUAGAGUUGUUGUUCGGAGUUGCUAACAAUAUCCGUCUGCAGCCUGCCAUUCUGCCGGCGUGGUUUGUGCCGCGUACGACAGCGAGCCACGAAAGUGACUCAGCUGCUUCUGUUGGCACUGAAUUUGCGGGUGCUACGCGUAAAGAUGAGUUUCCACUGUUCUACUUGCUCGUGGAGUAUGUCCACCACGAGGGGCGAGCAGGAGACUUUGCGCGAACGGGUUUGCUUUACUUGAUCGAGACGGCGUCACGAUCGAAGCAUUUAGAGAAAUGGCUCAUCGAAAGUGACCUGGCCACGCUCAUGGCCACGGGCUUGGGCGCCCUGUACAGUCAGUUGGGCGGGCUGAUACUUACCUCGGUCGAUGACGACGUCCCUCGAAUCAUUGCUCUUUCGGACCACUCCAAAGAGGAGACCGCGUUGCAUCCGACCUUGAGUGAUGCAAUGGAUGCUUUCAUGUCAUAUCUCCUCUUCUGGCAGGAUACUAUUGAUCACUGUAAAUCCGCCGAGGUCAACGACACUCUCCUGGAUCAUUUUCAGGUGCUCUUCCUCGAGCAACUCCUGUAUCCUUCAUUACUCGAGUCAUCAGACGUAGCCGGUGGCUCCACGGCCGCUGUCAUGACAUAUCUUUAUCGAAUCUUGGACUCCAUUGACCAAGGCGAACUAGUUCAUCGCAUUCUGGAUUUCCUCCUUGCAUCAUCACCGCCUGUGGAGGAUCAAAUGUCCAUGUCUGCCAGUCGCCGCAAAUCCCUCGAUGUACUUGCUGCCUUAGCCUCAGAGGCCGCUCAGCCUUCCCCCUCCUUGUUCAAUCUCCGUGAUCUGGCCCUCUUGGGAUUACAAUCUUCUAAUCGACAGACUGUGCUGGCCACUCUGCGCUUACUGAAUGUAGUCCUUCAGCGUCAUCACCAUUUCGCCCGCGCGCUGAUCCUCACUCUGCCGAACCAGCCUGUUCAGCAGCGCAGCGUGGGCGCCUUGAACGCCGAAUUGGAGUACCUGUUUGAUCUCGCAACAAGCCUUGUUGUCGAGCCUAAUCUUGAUCAAACGUACGAAAACUACGUUGCCGAUGCGACGUGGGUGCUUGAGUCUCGACUUUGUCUACCAGUGUCCCUUGAAGAAGCUGACGACGAAGUCCCUCUACCGCGGCCAUUGCAACAAGAUGAUCCGAUCAUUCAGGAGCUCCUCGGCCACGUUCAGAACUUCUUCACCAACAGCAUCGUCGUAAAUCUGUCGCUGACAGGGGUACUGAUGAGUCUAGCGUCGUCUCAUCUCUUUUCCUUGGACGGCUGGGUCCUUGUCGAUCCGGCUCGAUUCGAGAAAUCUACAGAGUCAGGCCUUGAAAAGGACACAUUUGAAGGAGUCCAAGCAGCGUACGAACCACCCACAUGGCCCGCUAGUGCUGCGCCUACUCUGACUCGGGCUCUUGGGGGGCUCGUCAGCCAGGUGCGUCAGUGGCAAAGAGACGUGCCCGACUUCGAUGUCCUGGUGGCAGCGAGGCGGGAGCUUCUGCAGCAAGAGGAUCGUCCAGCAGGGCCGACCUCAAGCUCAUCGCGGGAACCAUCUCAAGCUCCAGCCUCCGUCGGCAGGGAUCGCUCUCGCCCUUCCUACCCCGGGUCCCCCGAUAUCUCGACCCCUGCCUCUCGCGGCCGCUCCCCAUCUUCCAUCCAGUCUCGUCCGAUGGACCCGUCGCGUAUACGAGCGGAAUCCAAUAUUCGGCCCCUGGACUCUCGGGGAACAUCUUCAUCUCGGUCCGCCGCCAUGGAUUCCCUCCGUCAGCGACUCGCCAUGCCUUUCCCUGUUCACACAUCAUCGAAGCCGAGCACGAGAUCUGCAGGAGCCACGGCGGUAUCUGCCGAGGGUGAACAGAAAGAAGAUGUGGGUGAAGUGGAGCAGGAGGAUGAGGGUAUUUCGGAGGAUCCCAGGCCGGUGGCUACGUUGGGUCAUGUCCUCACGAACGUAGUGGUUCUUUAUGAGUUUUUGCUCGAGCUCUCUGCAGUGGUACAAACGCGGGGAAGUUUGUUUGAAGAGGCGGGCUAUCCGUCUUGGUGA